GCUGUGCAGACACAAGUGUUAGUGACAGUAACUGAAACGACAACAUAGAAGGUCGUCAAACACGAAGUCAGGAAGGAAGGUCACAUGGGCAAGCAGGGCCGGCGACUGGCUUGCUUGGCUCGUGACGGAGACGUGGCAGGCGUAAAAGCCCUCCUGAACACGAUUUUAAGCCCUGCGUUUGUGGACGACGUGAAAGUAGGGGGAAGGUCUCCUCUCCACCACGCCUCCUUCGCUGGCCACGCCCACAUUGUCCAACUCCUCCUUCGGUCGGGCGCCAGCAAGGAACUGCCGAGCAACCACUUUUGGGAUCGAGGUCGCCACGCCCUUCACUUGGCGGCAUUCGGAGGCCACACAGAAGUAAUCAAGACCCUGUUGCAGGCCGGGGCAGAUGUGGAAGCCUGUGACAGUGAUGGAUGGCGGGCGGUGCACAUCAGCGCCGCGAGAGGCCACCUGCUGGUGCUGAGCCAGCUGGAGGAGGCAGGGGCGUCCUUGGGGAGCCAGAACCACCACCUGUCGACGCCGCUGCACCUGGCCGCCGCGCAUGGCCAGAAGAGGGUCGUGCUGUGGCUCCUGCAGUACUGUUUCUCCAGCCACGCCAUCGGGGACCUCCUCCACAGGAUCCCCAAGCAGGUGUCCAAAAGCAAAUCCGUGGGCCACAUCCUCGAAAGAAUACCAACCUGUCCAGCUGACUACUCACGUGAUAUAUUAGAAAGAAGGAAAACGAUGCUCAUAGAAAACGGGAAGUGGGCCAUCUACUACGCCCGCAAGAAUAACGAAAAAACGGUCGUGAAAUGGCUUCUGCAAAACCCCCACCUCCUCCACUAUCAAGACGAAGCUGGGUGGACACUGUUGCACCACGCUGCUUAUAGUGACAGUCUGGCGGUCAUAAAAGUACUCAUUUUCUUGGGUGCCCUGCGGUGUGCCAGGACAUUCCGAGGUCAAACACCUGUUGACAUCGCGCGGAGGAAAGGUCACAGUCAGCAGACGAUCAAAGCCUUAGAAUUUACAUCUCAAGAUCUGAAGGAUACAGCAUCACUGAAGAUGUAUCAGCGAAUGCUCUUGGAAGUGGGAGGAGCCAGCUCGAAAAAGGGCGGAGCUUCCAGUCAAGCGAGCGGAGAUAUUGCGGAGUUGGAGGCAGUGACUCGUAUGAAAAGACGAGAACUCUGCGAAUCCUUUAACAAACUCACUGAGACAGGCCUGUUGCAGGUUAGGGAGGCACUUGAGAAAGGCGCCCCAGUCGAGUGCCCAAAAGGAGGCGUCGCCUUGACACAGAUGGCACUGAGACGCAAAGACGCGAGGAUGCUGAGUCUCCUCCUGGCGGCGGGAGCAUCGCCUCUGGCAAUUUCGUCGGGCGGCGACGAGAAGGGCACCAAUCUCCUGCAGAGGGCUUGGCUGAGCGCCGACGCAGCCUGCAACACAGCUAUUUAUCUGGCCGCGGCACUUAGCAACCGAAUGAACUGGGAAAUGAAUCAAAUCCAAGACAAAACAGAUGACGACGGUACUCUACACCUGGCAAUUCACUACAUCUUCAAGCAACUGAACGAUGCAGCUCCUUGGAAGGCUAAAUGGCCCUUCUGGAGUACCUCUGGCGACUCCCACAAGGAAAAUAACAUCUUAUUGAGGGCUGCUAGGUGGGACGCAACUGCCUCGGCGAAAUUCCUGCUGGCUGCGGGGGCUCAAGUCGACUACCAGGACGGGGAACUGCAGACAGCUGCACACGUUGCAAUAAGGGCUGGCAACCUGGACACAGCGAGAAUUCUCCUGACGACACUCGGAGGAAAUGCCUUUUUGGUGGACGCGACGGGUCGGAGCCCUUUGGAUCUGGCUCCUCCCCUUUUAUGGAACACUGUUGCUCAGUUCUGUGCCCUUCGAGAGUACCGUAUACUAGAGAGUACCCUGAGGAAGGCCCCCUCUCACCAGCGCUACCAGAUGCAGUGCGUCGUCCUCCUCUUCGCCUCCAUGUAUACGCAGCUGAGAGCUUAUCGCAAUGGGAGCACUGAUAAUAUAUGGCACAUCUUAUAUUUAGCUCUUAUUGAGGUUCUGGAUCGAGGUUUAGCAGCUGAGCAGUGUCCGAGGAGCGCGGGAGAUACGGAUGGCUGGUUGGAAAACUUUCUUUGGACAUUGUGCGAAGAAAACGGAGUUGCUUGUGAUUCGCUCCAAGAAGAAACUCACGUUGGAGAUGAGCUGUAUUUCGAGUCUCUGCUUGAAAUGUUAAAGGGGGACAAAUUCGACUGGAAAGGCAAAACGUCACAGGGAAAGAGAUAUUAAAG
Molecule: messenger RNA, 2270 nt
Organism: Penaeus chinensis
Lineage: Eukaryota; Metazoa; Arthropoda; Malacostraca; Decapoda; Penaeidae
Product: serine/threonine-protein phosphatase 6 regulatory ankyrin repeat subunit C-like
Exons: 13
Coding region: 85-2268 (727 amino acids)
Molecular function (GO): protein binding
Source: RefSeq, a predicted model, not a curated record